This is a messenger RNA of Caenorhabditis angaria, 679 nucleotides long. The record is from the annotation of a GenBank genome assembly. NCBI's taxonomy places the organism in Eukaryota, Metazoa, Nematoda, Chromadorea, Rhabditida, Rhabditidae.
AUGUUUUUUGUGUUGGUAAUUUUCUCGAUGUUCUCGUCGCAAGUGAUUUGCUGUGGAAAAAUCAGCAAACCUACGGCGAAGAAAGCUCCAUCAAAAAGUCCCAGUGCAAUUUCGCCACCAAAAGAAGAAGAGGAAAAGAAAGAAGAAGAAAAAGAGGAAGAAGAGGAAGAAGCAGAAGAGAAAAAUGAUAAACCAAAAGAGAAAAAAAAGAAGAAAGAAGAGAAGAAGGAAAAAACGAAAGAGAAAAAGAAAGAAGAAAAAGUGGAUUUGAAGAAAAAGGCUGUGCAUAUUCGAAUCGAAGAAGGUGCAGUUUUGGAGUUCAAAGCAGCCGGAAAUGAAAAGAAAAAUGUUGUAGUGAAAAAUGUACACAAUAAAUCGGUUAUGUUCAAAGUUCGAUCAUCUAAUAAUAAAGAUUAUAAGUGAGUUCAAUAGAAUUUAGUUGAACAUCAUUUGUAUAAAAAUAAUAACAUAUUUCAGGGUGUUUCCAGUAUACGGGACUAUUGAUCCAGGUGCAACACUUGUUUUUUCUGUCACUCACAAACAAUCUGCUCCUAAAAAAGAUGAUAAACUUAUUUUUAUGAAUACGAUUUCAAGUGGCGAUGAAACUGAUUUGUUUAAAUCUUUCAAAGAAUCGGAAAUGACUGGAAAAUCGGUUACUGUAAAAGUAUCAGCUAAAUAA